AUGAAAAGUUAUAAAGUGAACACAUUCUUAAAAAAAUGUCAAAAACCAGGACAAGAAUAUAAAAUUGAAUGUAUUGUUUGUGGAGCAGCAUUCAGCAUUGAACAUGGUGGUAAGUCUGAUAUUACAUAACAUUUAAAAUCGGAACGACAUAAUAUAGCUGCUAGAGCGUCUAAAUCUCAAAAAUUGUCAAUUUUUUUUUUUCCAAAAACACAAUUUGCUGAUAAAGAACAAAAAUUAGCUGCAGAUGAAGGAAUUGUUGCUUAUCAUACUUGUAAACACAGUCAAAGUCUCAAUUCUAUGGAUUGUACUUCUCAGUUAGUUCGUAAAUUAUAUGAGGAAAAAUUUACUUGUGGUAGAACUAAAACAAAAUCUAUCAUCACUAAUGUAUUUUUACCCUAUGCUGUUAAUGUUUUAAAAAAAGAUUUACUCAAGUGCAAUUUUGUAUCAAUUAUGACUGAUGCAUCUAAUCAUAAUUCUCAAAAAAUGAUACCCAUUCUUGUUUGCUAUUUUCUACCUGACGAAGGAGUUAAAAAUAAUAUUUUGGAAUUCAAUGAGCUUCCGGUAGAAACUGCAUCACUAUUAACGCAAUAUAUAUCAUCAAUACUUCACGAAUGGAAAGUCGAAAAUAAAGUUAUUGCUUUUUCUGCAGAUAACACUAAUUGUAACUUUGGUGGUGUAGCUCGAAAUGGAAAAAAUAAUGUAUUUUAUAAACUUAAAGAGAUUUUUAAUAAAGAUUUAAUUGGAGUAGGCUGUGCUGCACAUAUACUUAACAAUGCAGUACAAUCAGCCGCAGACACAUUACCAAUUGAUGUACAGGUUAUAAUUGGAAAAAUUUUUCAACAUUUUUAUAUUUAUACAGUUCGAGUCCACGUUCUUAAAGAAUUUUGUGAAUUUGUUAACAUUGAAUACAAAACCGUUUUAGGACAUUCUAAAANAGGCCAGAGACAUUUCUAUAAUUGAGGUUAAAUAUCAUGUUGAGUCUAUAAUUAAAAAAAUUGAAUCUCGUAAAAAUGAAAAUUUUUUUGCAUCAAAAGAACGAGAAGUAUCAAAUGCAUUAAGAGAUGAAGCAGUUUUAUCUGAAAACAUGUAUAUUAACUAUCCUAACACAUUUUAUGAUACAUGUUUAGAAUAUUUAAAAGAAUGGUCAAAUCCCACUUUAAGUAAAUUUGAUAGUUUAACGUGGAUUACAUUUAAAAACAUUGAUCAUGAUUUUAAUUGGGUUAAUAUUCAAACUACUAUUGAAUUAAUCAAAAAUAUUAUUCCCAAAAACAAUUUAAUUAAUGAGGCUCAUUUAUUUGAUGAAUUUACAAUGAUUAAAGAAUGUGUAAAACACAAUGAAAAUAUUCAAUCCUUUAAAACUUUAUCAGAAAUGUGA
Cinara cedri is the source of this 1375-nucleotide messenger RNA. NCBI's taxonomy places the organism in Eukaryota, Metazoa, Arthropoda, Insecta, Hemiptera, Aphididae. The record is from the annotation of a GenBank genome assembly.